Neolamprologus brichardi is the source of this 1703-nucleotide messenger RNA. Its product is annotated as cystine/glutamate transporter. Gene Ontology annotation, biological process: amino acid transmembrane transport. Gene Ontology annotation, cellular component: membrane. Gene Ontology annotation, molecular function: L-amino acid transmembrane transporter activity. NCBI's taxonomy places the organism in Eukaryota, Metazoa, Chordata, Actinopteri, Cichliformes, Cichlidae. The record is from RefSeq and is a predicted model, not a curated record.
GUCCAGCACAUUCACCCUGUGACCUACAGCCACAGAGGGAAAUGGAGGGAACCAGGAUAAAGAAAGGGGGAAACAACGAGACGGAUAAGAGAGAUGAUGAAGUGGUGUGCCUUCGGAGGCAGAUCGGACUGCUGCCCGCCGUGUCCUUCAUCAUUGGGACUAUGGUGGGCAGUGGGAUUUUCAUUGCACCGAAAGGAGUCCUGAUGAACAGUGGCAGCGUGGGGUUAUCUCUGCUGGUGUGGGUGCUAUGUGGCGUCCUUUCUCUCUUUGGAGCCCUGUGUUAUGCAGAACUGGGCACCACUUUUACAAAAUCAGGGGGUCACUACACAUACCUGCUGGAGACUUUGGGGCCUCUGCCUGCCUUCCUACGACUCUGGGUUGAGUUUGUAUUCAUCAGGCCAGCUGUUGCGUCUUAUGUCUCCCUUGCCUUUGGUCGUUAUGUGGUGGAGCCAUUCUUCACACCCUGUGCUGCUCCCACAGUGCUCAUCAGACUUGUCGGUAUCCUUGGAGUGACGUUUGUCAUAGCCGUCAAUUGCUGGAGUGUGAACAUGGCCUCUCGCACUCAGGUCACCUUGACUUUCAUUAAAAUUUUUGCCGUGGCCCUCAUCAUCAUCCCAGGGUUCAUUGCACUGGCCAAAGGGAGGACAGAAAAUUUUCAGAAUGGUUUCGAGGUUGAUUUGUUAACACUGGAUAAGUUGCCACUGGCCUUCUAUAGCGGCCUCUAUGCCUAUGGUGGAUGGUUUAAUUUGAACUUCAUCACAGAAGAAGUCAUAAACCCUAAUAGAAACAUGCCACUGGCAAUAAUCUUGUCCAUUGUGGCAGUGACAGUCUUUUAUGUGCUUAUUAAUGUGGCCUACUACACCAUAAUGACUCCCGCUGAGGUGCUUCUGUCAGAUGCUGUGGCUGUGACAUUUGCCAACCAUGCUUUUCAGGGGUUGGCUCCUGUGAUCCCCAUUCUUGUUGCCAUAUCUUGUCUUGGAACACUUAACGGUGGCUUCUUUGGGGCACCUAGGAUGCUGUUUGUGGGAGCCAGGGAAGGCCACUGGCCAGCCAUCUUUUCCAUGAUUCACAUCCGCAGACACACACCUUUACCUGCUGUGUUGUUCCUGUACCCCUUGGUAAUUUUUAUGUUAAUCACUGGAGAGAUUUACCAGCUCCUCAACUUUGCCUCCUUUUCACGCUGGCUCUUCAUCGCCUUGGCAACCUUGGGGAUGCUCAUACAUCGAUAUCGUUUUCCUCUCCACCCAAGACCUUUUAAGGUGCCCUUGGUCAUUGGAAUCGCCUUCACAAUGGUCUCCUUCUUCAUUGUGGGUCUGUCUCUUUACUCUGACCCCUGGAACACAGGACAAAGUUGUGCUCUAACACUGACUGGUGUUCCAGUUUACUAUGCUACUGUCUACCGCUUUCGUUUGCCGCGUAGAUGCAGGCGCAUAUUUGACUACUGCAGCAAACAGCUACAGAUCCUUCUAGAAGUGGCUCCACAGGAAGUCCAGACUUACUGAAGACCAAAAAGGCGUCCUGCAUUCUACUUGCAGACUACACGGAUACUACCUGGACAAAACAUUAAGAAGACAUUUUUAACAGUUUAAACAAAUGUUUCAAUUUGUACUACUUUUAUAUAAAGAGCCACGUGUUUAGAGAAACUAACUGCACUAAUUAUGCAGGUAUGUAGUGUUUAUACCGGAGGCCUUACAAAAAAAAAA